GACCGUGGACAUCCGCUCUUAUUUUCCGCCAUCUUCCACUUCGGUUGUGCGCCCAUUGUUCAUACAAGCUGAUCACGGCUGGUUUGCACAGUCAGCGACUGAGGUGAUUUGUGCCCUUUUUUAUAAAUACUCCUGUAAGUCUGCAUGAACUGUAUCAAAAAGUGACAUAUUUGGAAAGUGCUUGUGUAUCCCUCAAAAUACCAUACACUGAUUACUCUCGCAGGGCGCGACCUACGAAAACAUGAUGAUGAUGAUGGACGACGAACAGCCCAAAACCCUGUAUGUAGGGAACCUGUCUAGGGAUGUCACUGAGCCCCUCAUCCUACAGGUUUUCACACAGAUCGGCCCCUGCAAGAGCUGUAAAAUGAUUUUUGAUACUGCAGGCAAUGAUCCAUACUGCUUUGUGGAGUUCUAUGAACACAGGCAUGCUGCUGCUUCGCUGUCUGCCAUGAAUGGACGUAAAAUUAUGGGUAAGGAGGUUAAAGUCAACUGGGCCACAACGCCAAGCAGUCAGAAAAAAGACACAAGCAAUCAUUUCCAUGUCUUUGUUGGAGACCUCAGCCCCGAAAUCACAACAGAUGAUGUCAAAGCUGCCUUUGGCCCGUUUGGGAGGAUAUCGGAUGCUCGCGUGGUCAAAGAUAUUGCCACAGGGAAAUCUAAAGGCUAUGGUUUUGUCUCUUUCUUCAACAAGUGGGAUGCAGAGAAUGCCAUUCAACAGAUGGGUGGCCAAUGGCUAGGCGGCAGACAGAUCAGGACCAACUGGGCCACUAGAAAACCCCCAGCCCCUAAAACCACCUAUGAAACCAACACCAAGCACCUGGCCUUUGAUGAGGUAGUGAACCAGUCAAGCCCCAGUAACUGCACUGUGUACUGUGGGGGAGUCAGCACCGGUCUAACAGAACAAUUGAUGAGACAGACCUUCACCCCCUUUGGACAAAUCAUGGAAAUCCGUGUGUUCCCAGACAAAGGAUAUUCCUUUGUGAGGUUUAACUCUCACGAGGGAGCAGCCCAUGCCAUUGUGUCUGUGAAUGGUACUUCGAUAGAGGGACAUAUGGUGAAGUGUUACUGGGGUAAAGAGACCCCGGACAUGAUUAGCUCUAUGCAGCAGGUUCAGCAAGUUCCCCAGCAGAACAAAGUGGGCUUUGCAGCCCAACCCUAUGGCCAGUAUGCACAGUGGUAUGGCAAUGCCCAGCAGAUUGGCCAGUAUGUCCCCAACGGGUGGCAGGUACCCACCUAUGGCGUUUACGGCCAGGCCCAGGCCUGGAACCAGCAGGGUUUUCAGUAAGUACACAAGGACAUCUGCAGGGCUCCCCUCCCCUCCAGCAACAAGGGCUGCAGCUGAAUGUCUGAGUGUCCUCGGCUGGGCUUCCCAAGGACAGCUAGGCUCCAGCCCAGUCGCCUGCAGCUCUGGCCAGGGGAAGGAUGGAGCCAAAGAUGUCCUCCAACCUUCACCCUCGCCACCAUAUCCAGCUUAUGAGGACAAAGACAAAAAGACGCAUUUAAAAAAAGAUAUAAUCAAAGAUUUCAUUUGUGAUUUAUUGGUCAAGAUAACAGCAAUUUCAUCCUUUUUUCCCCCCAUCUGAGUUUGAUCCUUUUUUUUUAUAUAUAAAAAGAGCAUUAAUUAAUGUCCUUUUUGGCCUUUCAAAAUGGCCACUAUUCUGGGUCUAAUUGGACUUGUCGCCAGAUGAGUGUCCGCUCAAUGAACUACAUCGUCCUAGACAGUGAGGAAACUGGGAUUGUUGAAUACACAGAAGGGGACCUGCUGCCCUGCCCUCUGAAGCUUUUCCCAGUGCCGAGGGAUACAUCUUAGUGUGCACGUGUCACAUCCACAUUAUUCCUUUUUUUUAAGUGCCAUGUCAUCUUUUGUUACUUCAUGCACACUUUUUUGUUUUUACUCUAUGAACUUUAAUUUGCCCUUAAUUUGUUGAAUAUGAUUUUCUUUUCUUUUUUUCUGAGGAGUUAAAAGAUAUUGCUCCUUGAAAUGGGAUGUUGUAUGAAUUUGUGUUGGUAGAUUAUAGCUACAUUUGAAAUAUGACUGGGCAUUUGCUUGUCUUGAAUUGGGUUUGACAACAACCCUGUUAACAGCUCUUAUAACGGGAGAAACAUUGAUAAUGAGUUUACCACAGCAGUUUUUUUUUGUUCUUGUUUUUCUCUAAUCUAGAGAACCAAAGAAUGGCGUGACUUGGAAUAAUUUGCUGAAAUUUUAAAUCUUGCUGUUUUGGAAAUAGAAAUUGCAGAGUAACUUAACUAGAUUGUAUGUAAACAUCCCACAAAUUGUGAGGCAGAGUCCAUGCAAAUAUUCUAAUGAGGUCAUAGUAGACUACAUAGAAAAAUAGUUAAGUAAUAAUGCCUGGGAAUUAUAGUUGACAACUCCUGACAAGGGCUGUUCUGAGACUGAUUUAAAACAAUCUGUCUGAGCUACAGGUUCUCCUCCAACUCUUACUACAUUGAGCUCAUCAGUCACUGUUGCCAAUACCCGAUGUACUGACCGUUCAAAUGUUAACUUUUCCCUUCAGGUAUUUGUUACAUAAUGGAUGUUGCUAAAGAUUUGAUCAGGAAAAACCUAAGUCAUGAAUGAGGUUUUGGCAUGAAACAGUCACAUUUUUGUUAUUCAUUUGCAGUGUUACAGGAUUCAGGGAUGAAGUUUGAAAUUCAACUUCAAAGCCAAAUUGAAACGCAGCUAGUCCCGCUUCAGCCGCUCUCUGCAACAUUGACCCAUUCCAGCAACUUCUGGUUGGAUACGAGGAGUCAAGACACACGCAAACAUAUUUUAUGUAAAGCUACACCAGUUGAUCAUGACUAAUUUAAUACACUGAGCCUAUGCUCUGUCUGCAUGCCCACACUCACAAAUACCAUCCAUCGCCCGGUUUCCCUUUUCAAUAUCAAAUCCCUUUCUCUCCCUACCAUAUUCUCGGCUGUCUUAGUUUUGUGCUGAUCCUCUGACAUACCCUGACCUUCGUGUUCUCGCACAUCCUCUCCUCAGCUGGUGCUUGCUCAGUUUAUUUGUUGUGUGUGCUUUCUGCUUGAUUCCCAAAUGGCUCCCCCCCUUUCUAUCAGGGCCCUGGACAAAAGUAGAGCACUAUAAAGGGAAUAGGGUGCUGUUUGGGAUUAAGCCUGUCUUGCCGCUGUUGCCUCUUUAACCUGCUGUUUUUUUUUCUCUCCCUCAUUUGCAGUCACUUAUUUGCCAGUGCUGGGUGGACAGGCGUGAGUGCCCUCAGUAAUGGUGGGGUUAUGGAAGUUACACAGGGAUUGAAUGGGAGUAUGCUAGCAAACCAGGCCAGUAUGGGAGCCACAGGAUACCCCACACACUGAUGAUGAUGAUGGGUGGGUGUAGUCAACUUUUUACUGGUUACUAGAGCACCCCAGAGAUCUGUGUUAUAUCUGUCUCUUGUGGCAGACUAAGACUUGUUGGUACAUGGAAUUUGAAGGGGAAGUUGACCUCUGCUAAAGCUCAUGAAACACAUUUCCCUGUGGCAAUAUCUUUGACCACGUGAGCAUCCCUGAGGAGAAACACACCAUUCACUCAAUAAGAAGGAGUAAUGUGACCAUGUAAACAAACUACUGACUGCUAUCACACCAAUUACUCUUGAAACUGAUUUCAUAGGGGGUUGUUGCCCCGGUAUUAUGUUGCCCUUGUUAGAUGGACUGUACAUGGCCAGUGCGGUACCAUUUUAAAUUAAUAUCACUCAAGAAGAGACUUUAGGAUUUGUGCCAUUGUUGGUAUGUUUACAGUGUCUCAAACCCAUUUUCAUAAGGACUUGAACAGUCAAAAUAAAUUGCUUUUGAUUUAAGAUUAAUAAUCCAUUUAGAGUUUGAUGCAAUGAAUCAUGUAAAAAGUAAUGGAUCAUUACCCAUUUUAUUACUUCAAACUAAAAAAAGUGAACUUUUUUUUCUUUCUUGCAUUUUGUUUUCAAUUCAACCAAUUGCAGGGAUAGAUGCCACUGCUUUCUUUCUGUAAGGGCAGACAAUUAUUGCGCAGUAUUCUCUUGUUUUUGCAUUCCACCUUUCCCCUUUAUUUCUUUUGGAUGGCCUCAACAUUUGCUUAAUGUGUAAAUAACCAUACCUUGAUUUCAAGCUGUAUAAAGGAAAAUCCAAAUGUUCACUAAGGGAGCUUGUUUGCUUUCUUUGUUUUGAUAACUGAAGAAAUUAAACAUUAUUAGUAGCAGCAUUAUCAAAUGCAUAUCCAUGGUAACUGGCAUAGUGAUACAUGUACAUCCAGGAAGGGAAAAGACAGCAUUGCUAUGCAGUGCAAAAAUGAACACAAUUUUUACUUUGAAUAGUAAUUCUGUGCAUAAAUUGAGUUUUCUGCCAUUUUCUAUGAAGUAAGAUCAGUAUUUUUUUAUGGAAAAACCUGAAUGAAUCUGAAAUGUGCGCUGUUGCCCCUUGAACAUGUUUUAAUACCAGAGGGACCAGACCCGUUGUGUUGCCUUAUAGAGUUGAUUGCUUUUAACGGACACAAUAUCAUUAAAGAUUAGGCAGUGCCUACAGACAUUUUCAAAACUUUCGUUUUGAAAAGUGUUUUACUCUGGGGUUUGAUAAUGUUUCUGCUACUGUAAUAACCAAUGUGUUCUUGCUUUGUCCAAUUAAAUCGCUGAUGUGCAAAAACAA
This is a messenger RNA of Salvelinus sp. IW2-2015, 4608 nucleotides long. NCBI's taxonomy places the organism in Eukaryota, Metazoa, Chordata, Actinopteri, Salmoniformes, Salmonidae. The record is from RefSeq and is a predicted model, not a curated record.